AUGGUCCCUCGUCUUGGGCCGCGUUCUCCACCUUUGCUUCCUCUCACCGUCCGUUUCUCACCGCUUCUCCUGAAUCCCUUUUCGCUGCUCUCGUCCAUCGCCUCCAUUGGCGCCUGCGUUUCUCUCCCGACCAUGGCGCCGCCCGCGGGCCGUCCCCUCGCCGGCGAUGCCGACGCUCGCCUGCGGUCGUUGCGAGGAGCCGGCAAGGACGCGGCCCAGCCAGCGUCGGUGCCGAAAAAACCUGUGAGAACCGCGCUGGAAAACGGCCGCUUUCUCUGUUACAAAUGCAAGACAAACUGGGCCGUCUGCGAUGACCGCGAGAAGAGCUGUCGCCAGUGCUUUUUGAGUCUCGUCCGCUCCACGGUCAUUACAAACCUCGGGAAAGUCGAGGAGGCACACCGGCAAGUCCAGACGUCUGAGCAAACCGGAGGCGCGGGCGACGGGGCCAAGGGACAAAUCCAAGAUGCACUGCUCGGUGAAGAGACACAGCGUAAGCGAGGAAGCGAGGAGGGCGAAGGAGCGACGCGUUUUUGCCAGGAACAGGGACAGACAGCGAGAGAAGCCGGAAGAGCGACGACAGCCGAAGACGAGGACCAGAGGCGCGUGUGGCACGUAGCCGUGUCGGGGGGGGCCGCGUCGCUUGCGCUUGUCCACGUCCUCAGAGACCACCUUCUCGAGAGACGACGAAAGUGGGAACGGAAGAAAGAAGGCCGACUGCGGAGACUGGCGCUGGCCGAGCGACAACGAAAAGCGGACGGCCCACAGAGCAGAGCGGCUUCCUCGGCGUCACCGACUUGUACGCCGGACACGCAGGCGGAGCGCGAACCAUCAUCAACUCUUCCAUCUUCAUCGUUUUCGCCUUCUUCGUCGUCUUCUUCGUCUCCGUCUUCUUCGUCGUCUUCUUCGUCUUCGUCUUCUUCGUCUUCGUCUUCUUCGUCUUCUUCUUCGUCUUCUUCGUCGUCUUCAACGUCCUCACAGGAGUCUGCGGCUCUGCCGCUGGUAGCUGUUCAUGUCGACGUUCAGUCGUUUUUGCCUCCUGGUCUCGCAUCCUCUCAAGGCCGACAAGAAGGGAAGAGCGAUGCGUCUUCACCUCUCGUCGAGGAGUUGCGGGGGAUCCUUGAGGGUCUGGGUGUCCCCCUGCGCGUUAUUCGGCCGACGGCCGCGUUAUACGGCACGUCCGGUUCCUCCUUUCCCACGCGCGCGUGUCCUGCGACUUCCUCUGAGUCCCCUUGUUCGCACUGCUCGUCUGUAGCUGCUUCACAAGAGGAUCUCGAAGCGGCCUUGCGCGCGCAUCUGCACGCUGUCCUCGCUGAGGACGGCAACGCCUUCGAGACGUUUCUCCGGGUUAUCAUCUUCCGGUCCCUGUUCCACUACUUCCUGCAUACGCCGUCGCCGCAUGAAGACAGACUUCCCGCUCCCUGUGAACAGAAGCAAAAAGCGCUGGAAGCCCAGAGCAAGACCAUCUCACGCAGCGUUGAAACUGGCCAAGAGAAGGAGAGCGAAACGCACCGGAGUGUCCUCCGAAAACCUGCGCUCCUGUGCGUUGGAGACAACAGCACUCGCCUCGCGGUCCGCCUCCUGCUCAAGGCGUGCCAGGGCGACGGCCUCACGCUUCAGCAGGACGCCCAGCUCGUGGAUCAUCGCCUCCUGCCUACCUACUCCCUCGUUCGCCCCCUGCUGUCGAUCUCCGCGAAGGAGGCGGCUCUGUACUGCCGGUACGCCGGCGUGCCGUUUCUCUCCACACAGCCCUACAGCCUUGUUCUUCCUUUCCAGUCUCCAGCUUCUCCCCUGCAUCCUCUGUCCACGCUCACGUCUCAGCCGCCCGACGCAGAGACGCUUCCAACGGGCUCGAAAGCUCCUGCCUCUGACGCUGCGCUGGCGGCGCGCCCCUCGCCGUUGAGUUUCCUCAUUCGCGCGUUCCUCCUGGACCUGCAGAGGAAUUUCCCUUCAACUGUUUCCAACGUACUGAAGACAUCGCAGAAGGCGGCGCCUGUCUCGGGUUUGUUCUCUCUUCUGUCCCCCGGCGAGGGCGAUUGUGUGGCCGCCUUCUCGUCUCGCGAAGGGGACGCGUCUCCGUCUCCCGAGAGGAAAAACGGAAGUGCGGGAAACGCGCCGGUGCCUGUCGAAUGCGAGGACAGUGGGCGAAAAGACAACUCGCACGGAGAGGCACAAGUGCGGCCUUGCGCUCUCUGCUUCCACGGCGUGUGCGAUCCCAGAGCGUUCGCUGACGAAGGGCUCUGGGACACGAAUCAGCGAAUGGUUCUCUUCACAGUACCGCAUACCGGAAAAGAACUUUCCCCUUCCCUCUCCCCCGGUCGCGUUCCUCUUUGCAUGCCUUGCGCUCGCGCAGCGUGCGCGGGCCCAGCGAGUGCAUCUGUCGCCUCCACUGUUUCUUCGGUUUUCCUUUAA
Molecule: messenger RNA, 2409 nt
Organism: Neospora caninum
Lineage: Eukaryota; Apicomplexa; Conoidasida; Eucoccidiorida; Sarcocystidae
Exons: 4
Coding region: 1-2409 (802 amino acids)
Biological process (GO): tRNA wobble position uridine thiolation
Cellular component (GO): cytosol
Molecular function (GO): tRNA binding; sulfurtransferase activity
Source: RefSeq, a predicted model, not a curated record